AUGGCAAGCUCCGGCCAAUCGCUACGUCCUUGUCUUGGGUGCAGAGAGCAUAAUAUAUUUCAGACCUCCUCGCUGACGGGAAUUUACUGGGUGGUCAGUGAAGGGCAACGCAGUAGCGAGAACCUGCAAGCUCAAGAGGGAAGUAUGGAAAAGAGAACGAAGAAAUUGAUUCACCUAUUCCAUUGUGCGGAAGCGGAAGAGCUCGCUCGGAAGGUGGCGGAGCAAUCAGAUGCUAUUCAGCUUCGGUCCAUCGCUUGGAGAAGCUUCGAUGAUGGUUUCCCAAAUCUCUUUAUCAAUGAUGCGCAUGGUAUCAGGGGACAACAUGUUGCCUUUUUAGCCUCAUUCAGCUCACCGGCAGUUAUCUUUGAGCAAAUAUCUGCAAUAUUUGCUUUACCAAAACUUUUUAUUGCUUCAUUCACAUUGGUUCUACCUUUCUUUCCUACUGGAUCUUUUGAGCGAAUGGAAGAAGAGGGAGAUGUUGCAACUGCAUUCACUAUGGCACGAAUACUCUCUAUGAUACCCAAGUCCAGGGGCGGUCCUACUAGUGUAGUUAUCUAUGAUAUACAUGCUUUGCAGGAAAGGUUCUAUUUUGGAGAUGACGUUUUACCAUGCUUUGAAAGCGGGAUCCCACUCCUGUUACAGCGUCUCCGCCAACUCGCUGAUGCUGAUAAUAUAACUAUAGCAUUCCCUGAUGAUGGAGCUUGGAAGAGAUUUCACAAACAGUUGCAGCAUUUUCCCAUGAUUGUCUGUGCAAAGGUUCGUGAGGGUGAUAAACGGAUAGUUCGAAUCAAAGAAGGAAAUCCUAAUGGUCAGCAUGUUGUUAUUGUUGAUGAUUUGGUGCAAUCUGGAGGCACUCUUAUUGAAUGCCAGAAAGUUUUGGCAAGUCAAGGAGCUGCUAAAGUUAGUGCUUAUGUGACUCAUGGUGUUUUCCCCAAGCAAUCAUGGAAACUCUUUUUGCAAAAUAAUUCCAAGGACCUUAGUAACUGGUUCACUUAUUUCUGGAUCACUGACUCUUGCCCGCUUACUGCUAAAGCCAUUGCUGAUAAGCCUCCAUUUGAGGUGCUGAGUCUUGCCAGCUCCAUUGCAGAUGCCCUUCAGAUCUGAGAAUUCUUGUGCAGAGAAGUGAUUCUGAUACCUCAAAACAAUCUCUUUAACUCCCAAAUUUUUUGAAGCUGCAACAGCAUGUGAUGCUUACUGCCAAUAUUGUUCCCUCGAGUAAUUUAGGUUUUAUUUGGGUUAGCUUUUUUAUUGCUUUUUAAAAUAAAUUUUUAGUACAAAAAUUUUUAAUUCGAGAAAUUUUUGUACUAAUAAAUUGUUUUAAAAAGUAACGAAAAAACUGUCUGAAAUGAAGCUUUAGUCUACUAAUGCUAAGAGAAAUUUAUGAAGCAAUGAAUGUAAGCUAUGCAUCAUUGGUAGUAUUAUUUAUUAUCUUAGAGAGUUUACUCUGUAUUCUGAUCACUAAAGAACAAUAGAUUCUAUAUUCCCAAAAGAAAUAAAGCCAUGGUUUGCUUU
Molecule: messenger RNA, 1512 nt
Organism: Dendrobium catenatum
Lineage: Eukaryota; Viridiplantae; Streptophyta; Magnoliopsida; Asparagales; Orchidaceae
Product: ribose-phosphate pyrophosphokinase 4
Exons: 9
Coding region: 1-1104 (367 amino acids)
Biological process (GO): 5-phosphoribose 1-diphosphate biosynthetic process; purine nucleotide biosynthetic process
Cellular component (GO): cytoplasm; ribose phosphate diphosphokinase complex
Molecular function (GO): magnesium ion binding; ribose phosphate diphosphokinase activity
Source: RefSeq, a predicted model, not a curated record